UAUCAAAUCCUUGAUAUAUUUACCGCCUGCUAAAAUUAGGGUUUUAGCCAAAAAAAACCCGUCACCUGGGGUUUUAGACUCUCUUCAAAAUUCUCAUCUUCAAUCUUCAAAUAUCCCAUACUCUCCAUCGAUCUCUCACCAAAGAUGGCGUUUUGGGGAGUUGAAAUCAAGCCAGGGAAUCCUUACACUCAUAAACCCGGGUAUAUUAGUGGACGACUUCGCAUCUCUCAGGCUACUUUGGGAAUUGGUAAUGCCACUAACAAGAGUAUUGUACAAUGCAACGUCGGCAACAAAAGCCCCAUUUUGCUUUGUAAUCUGAUUCCCAAUUUACUGGAGACGGUUCAUUUGGAACUCGAGUUCGAAGAGGCAGAAGAUGUUGUCUUUUCUGUCCUUGGGAAGAGAAGUGUCCAUCUCUCUGGUUACUAUGUUGGUAGUUCUGGUGGUAAAUUUGACGAUGAUUCUAGUGAGUCGUAUGGUGAAGAUAUAGCUAAUAGUGAUAGUCAAGAUGGUUAUGGAAGCUCUGAUGAUGAUGAGUAUGAGUCCGAUUUUAUUGAUGACGAUGACGACAUUGGAACGUUCCCAUCUUCAGCUCAUCGCAAGAGUGGUGUUGUAAUUGAGGAGAUAAUAGAGGACGACAAGCCAUCUCAUGAGAAUGCCAAUCGUCGUCGAUUGAAGAAGAAGCAUCAAUUGAGCGAUUCUGAUGAUGAUGAAGAUGCGAAACGGCAGCUUGUGGUUAAGCGUAAAGGCUCGGCUGUAUUAGAAAGCGAAGAUGAAGAUGGCUUCCCAAUUUCUUUCUCCAAAAAGAAAAAUGUGGCUAAGGACUCCAUGGAGAAUUCAAACUCUAAAUCUGAUGAUAAGGUCGUUGUUGAGGAAAUGGACAUCUCUCAAGAUGGCAAAUCUACAAGGGAGACUAGCCAGCCUUCUGAUACCCUGCCACCGUCUGAGGUUGUGCAAGAAAAUAAUGAGAAAUCAAAGAAGAAGAAGAAGAAGAAGGCUAAGGAUGAAAAACCUUUGGGAACUACCUCUGAAGUGCUUUCCGAAGAAAAUGCAAAUGUUGAAACUGACAAGUACAAAAAUGAUAAUCAAGUAGACGCUGACAAGGUGAACGGAUUGGGAACUGGAGAAGCAAAUGUUGAGCCUAAAAAAGAUGAAGCUGAUGAGCCUGUUGAUGAUGGAAAUGCUAAGCAGAAGAAGAAGAAGACAAAGAAGAGAAGGACUACCGAAGGACUUCAGUCUGCAGAAGACACAAAUGAAGCUGCUAACAAUGAUCCUCCUGUUAAUGAUGAAGUAGAGAAGUUGCCUAAUCAAAGUGAUUCUUCUGCUGCUCAAGAAACUAGGGAGAAACAAAAAAAGAAAAAUAAGAAGAAAAGAGUUAAAGAGGACAGGGGUUCUGAUGCGGAGGGUGGCGUAACUAAUGAUGUUAAUCAAGCCAGUUCUAAGAAAAAGAAGAAAGAGAGCAAGAUCAAUGAUAAUGAUAUAGUCCCAACCCAGGAAUCAGGAGAAGAGGGGAAAGCUGAGGUGUCAAAAUCUGAUCGUAAAACAAGGACUUAUCCUAAUGGUUUGGUCAUAGAGGAGCUGGCUAUGGGUAAACCUGAUGGACAAAGAGCCACUAAAGGAAAGAAGGUUUCUGUAAACUAUAUUGGAAAGCUAAAGAACGGGACAAUAUUUGACUCUACUGUUGGAAAAAGACCAUUUUCUUUCCGACUUGGAAUUGGGCAAGUCAUCAAAGGGUGGGAUGUUGGUGUAAUCGGAAUGAGAGUUGGUGACAAGCGAAGGCUCACAAUUCCUCCAUCUUAUGGUUACGGGCAGAAAAAGACGGGACCCAUACCUCCAAAUUCAUGGCUCACUUUUGAUGUCGAGUUGGUUUCUGUAAAGUGACGAAAUCAGGGAAUUUCUAAUCCAUAAAACUUCUGAGCUGUUUUCAUCAAACGGCGCUAAAAUUUUGCCUGUUCAAAUAUUUUGUUAUGUUGCCCAUACAUUAGCUAUAUUUGAGGGUCGAGUGUUGCUACUACAUGUCAAGUGCUAGAGAAACUCUUUUAUGAGCUUUUGGUUUUGUUUUGCUGACGGAUGUUUAGAGGUGCUGGUUGUCAAAAUCUUAAUUUUGUUAUGGUGAACUAUCAUGUGCGUGUCGAGAUGAUAAUUACAGUUAAUGGAGUAAAUCUUCUAUGUUGUCUUUUA
Messenger RNA from Asparagus officinalis (garden asparagus), 2178 nucleotides. RefSeq names its product peptidyl-prolyl cis-trans isomerase FKBP43-like. The transcript is spliced from 11 exons. NCBI's taxonomy places the organism in Eukaryota, Viridiplantae, Streptophyta, Magnoliopsida, Asparagales, Asparagaceae. The coding region runs from base 145 to 1878 and encodes 577 amino acids. The record is from RefSeq and is a predicted model, not a curated record. Gene Ontology annotation, molecular function: peptidyl-prolyl cis-trans isomerase activity.